Molecule: messenger RNA, 1444 nt
Organism: Fusarium oxysporum Fo47
Lineage: Eukaryota; Fungi; Ascomycota; Sordariomycetes; Hypocreales; Nectriaceae
Product: guanine nucleotide exchange factor GET3
Exons: 2
Coding region: 234-1259 (341 amino acids)
Biological process (GO): post-translational protein targeting to endoplasmic reticulum membrane
Cellular component (GO): GET complex
Molecular function (GO): ATP hydrolysis activity; ATP binding
Source: RefSeq, a predicted model, not a curated record
AUGUCUGCUACUACCCCUCCAAGUCGAUGGUCAAUCACAACCAUUGCCAACUCCGCCAUCCAAGACCUUCUAGAACAUACAGGACGCAAAUCCUGAUUCUGCCCUGGACAAUUUAUCUCUCUACUCUAGCCUACCGCCAGCAGGUAAGGUAGGUAAACGGUCCCUUAUCGCUUGUUUCCUUAACUCCAACUUAAAAAUUGUACUCUGCAGCCUCAUCGCAUAGUUCGCCCAAAAUGUCCACCGCAGUCAUCUCCGCCGAGGAUGCCCUUGAGCCCUCUCUGCAGUCUCUCCUGGACCAGCGAAGCCUUCGUUGGAUCUUUGUCGGUGGCAAGGGUGGUGUCGGCAAGACCACGACUUCCUGCUCCCUCGCGAUUCAGCUUGCCAAGGUCCGACGCUCUGUUCUUCUCAUCUCGACCGAUCCCGCCCACAACCUUUCAGAUGCUUUUUCUCAGAAGUUUGGCAAAGAGGCCCGCCUUGUCAAUGGGUUUGAAAACCUGAGUGCGAUGGAGAUCGACCCGAAUGGUAGCAUUCAGGAUAUGUUAGCAGGCCAGGGCGAGGCCGAUGAUGUCAACGCUGCGGCUGGUGGCCCUCUGGGAGGCAUGAUGCAGGAUCUGGCAUUCGCAAUCCCUGGUAUCGACGAGGCUAUGUCCUUUGCCGAAGUCCUCAAACAAGUCAAGUCCCUCUCAUACGAGACCAUCGUCUUCGACACAGCCCCGACAGGCCACACCCUGCGCUUCCUUCAGUUUCCCACCGUUCUCGAGAAGGCUCUCGCAAAGGUUUCUCAGCUGUCGUCACAGUAUGGUCCUCUCCUCAACGGAUUCCUUGGCUCUGGAGGCCAGCUACCCAACGGACAGAACCUCAAUGACAUGAUUCAGAAACUUGAAUCCUUGCGAGAGACCAUCGGCGAGGUCAACACUCAGUUCCAGGACGCCGAACUCACCACAUUUGUUUGUGUGUGCAUUGCAGAGUUUCUGAGUCUCUACGAGACGGAGCGUAUGAUUCAGGAGCUUGCUGGUUAUGGUAUCGAUACCCACUCCAUCGUUGUCAACCAGCUGCUCUUCCCCAAGAAGGCUAGCGAUUGCGAUCAGUGCAACGCCCGUCGCAAGAUGCAGCGCAAGUAUCUUGACCAGUAUGAAGAACUAUAUGCUGAGGACUUCAAUGUCGUCAAGAUGCCUCUCCUUGUUGAGGAGGUACGAGGAAAGGAGAAGCUUGAGAAGUUUAGCGAAAUGCUUGUUACGCCCUAUGUUCCUCCUGAGUAAGGCUGGUAUUAAGAGCGAGACAUAGACCGUGAUAUGGAAUACGAGAGAACGGAUAUUAGAUAGUGUCACAUAUAAAAGAGCACCGGUGGCGCGGAGUUGUGAAAUAAUUGAUUGAUGGCUUACGAUAAUACACGCUAGAAUUGAGAUGCAAACACAUUCAAUCACAAAAAAGAAGUACCCAACGA